Molecule: messenger RNA, 2352 nt
Organism: Naegleria gruberi
Lineage: Eukaryota; Heterolobosea; Eutetramitea; Acrasida; Naegleriidae
Exons: 2
Coding region: 2-2287 (761 amino acids)
Source: RefSeq, a predicted model, not a curated record
AAUGUCUUCAUCAAACUGUUUCUUCCACAUUUCCAAUGUAAAGGCAUCUUCAGAGAAGCCAUUCGAAAUCAAGGUCGACUCCACUAUUGUCUUCUCCUCAACUGAAGAUAUUGAUAAAAAGACAGUCACUCACGACAUUCCCAUUCCAAAAUUUGCCUCUGUUCACAAUGUCUACAUGAACAUCCUUGCUCCACUCAAUGGAUUAGAUGAAUUGGAAAGAUACAAUCUGUCCAACAAGGGAACUCACUUUAUAAUUGAUCCAACCAGAUCUUCCAAUCCAGUCAAGCAAUGUUUCGAUGAAUCUGGUUCCACUCAAUCACCAAGUUUGAACACCACUAACACCUCUGGUUCAGCCUCUCCUCGCGCCUUGACUCCCACCAAAAAAACUACGGCCACUUCUACUUCGAGCAUUCUCGGCGUGAAAUCUACAGUAAAAUCAAGCCCUACUACUACAACUUCAUCAACAGCCUCUUCCUCCUCUCAGGCAACUAAUUCACCAAGACAACCAACAACUACCUCAAAUAUUAGAGUUCCUGUUUCAAGUGUUAAGCCAACAACUGAAAGUCAAUCUACUAGUAGUACAACUCCAAGACAAACUGGUGAUUUGAGCGGUAGAGGUGAAGUUAGUUUUGAAAGUGUUUUUGAUGGUGUUGGAAAUGCUGAAACAACCCUUACUUUCUGGUUGUAUGGUGUUGAAGCAUCUGUCAGAUAUCCAUUCAGAAUUUUGAUUGAUGGUUUUUGUCUUUUCAGAUGUGAACAUGAUGCUGAGAAAACUAAGGUUCAAAUCAAGGUUAAGGAACCAAAAUUCUCUCCAGAACACAAGAUUAAUUUGAGUGUUGAUAUGCCUAUGAAGACAGGUGUUACUAAUCAAGAUGUCAAGAGAAUUGUUAACGAAAAGCGUUACAAUUUGAGUGCAUCUGGAAAAUUCUUCCUGAUUGAUUUUGCAAAGAAGGAAGAUUCAACACAAUAUGCUAAAGUUAUUCAAAGCACAAUUGAAUCAUUCAGUGGUUAUGAGCAACCAGAACUUUAUGAAGAAAACAAAUUUGAAAAGAGAAAUGAUGACUCUACACCAGCAGUUCAAACCACAAUUUCAUCUACUCCACUUGUUUUUGAUGAAUAUCAAGUUGAUGCAUCAAAUUUAACUGCUGAACAAAGAGAAAAAUUGUUAAAGGUUCAAUCUUUAGAAGAUAAGGGAAUUUUGGAUAAGGCUGAAGCAGAUUUUGAAAGAAAGAAUAUUAUUGGAGACAACAAACUUUUGUCAUUCCCAAAGAAAACUCAAACUGUAGAUGAAAAACAACCAGAAAAGCAACCAGAACCUGUAAAACAACCAGAACCAGAAAUCCAAAAAGUUAAAACUCCAAGACAAGAAACAUCCACUGUAAAACAACCAGAAUUCAUUGAACUCAAACUCUUCCUCUGUAACAUUAAGGCCUCAUCAUCCCAACCAUUCCAACUCAUCUACAAACCUGAAAAUGCUGUCAUGAUUUCACUAACUGAGGACGUUUCUCCUGAAAAGAUUAUUUGUGUGAAGGGUGAAAUUCCAUCUAAUCCAAGUGGUGAUACUAUUGCUCCUCUUGUUAUUGACAUGCCAAAGGUUGGUGUCAAGCUUGAACACUCUUUGAACUUGAAGAAUGGUAGAUUUGCUAUGAUUGGUGUCAGUGACAAUACCGCUGGUAAGGUCGUUUGUAGACAACAAAAUGAUGAAAACUUUGAAGGUUUCAUUCAAGAUUCUGGACCAAAGGAAGAACCAUCCAAGAUUUUGGUUCACUUCUCUGGAAUUCCAGCCAGCACCGAACAGCCAUUCUUAAUUUACAUCAAUGACAAGCAAGCUUACAAACGUGAAGAACCAUUAAAGAAGAGACAAAAGGGAUGCAUCAAUGGAGACAUUCCAAAGAAUAAGCGUAUUAAUCCUGACAGUGAGGCAAACCACGUCGUUUCAGUUAAGGUUGAAGCACCAAUGGUUUCACCAAAUGCUAAGGUUGUAGCUGUUGAUUUGACAAAUAACGGAACUCAUGUUUUUGUAUCAUGCAACCAAGAAACAAAUGAAAUUAUUAUCAAGCAAGGACAUGAAGAAAACUCCAAGGAAGAAGAUUUGAGAGUUUGUGAAGAAGUUGGAGCAAACAAGUCUAUCAGCUCAGCACCUCAAACAGAACAACCAUCAGCAGGAAAGAAGCUCACAGAGCAAGAUAUUGAACUCUUGAAGAAAUUGGCUGAUUUGAAGAAUGCUGGUAUUUUAACAGAAACUGAAUAUGAAUUGAAGAAGAAGGAUAUUUUGUUUGGUAAUUAACCAAAUAUGUGUUUCAACUUUUGAUGAGGAAUCUUUCAAUAAAAACAAUAUCAAGCCUAAUUUCU